Messenger RNA from Centropristis striata (black sea bass), 3271 nucleotides. It is a transcript of the gene anxa11b, whose product is annotated as annexin A11b. Lineage: Eukaryota; Metazoa; Chordata; Actinopteri; Perciformes; Serranidae. Gene Ontology annotation, molecular function: calcium ion binding; calcium-dependent phospholipid binding. Bases 96 to 1649 code for a protein of 517 amino acids. Gene Ontology annotation, biological process: cytokinetic process; phagocytosis. The transcript is spliced from 15 exons. Gene Ontology annotation, cellular component: cytoplasm. The record is from RefSeq and is a predicted model, not a curated record.
CUGAGGACCCACCCACCUCCGGGCUGCUCUCUCUCCCUCUGGCUCUGCUAGUCCCUCUUCCUGAAUCUGAAGCCCGUAGCCGAUAAGUUUUGAAGAUGAGUUACCCAGGAUACCCUUCUCAGUCCAGCGGCUACCCUCCAGCAGCAGGCGGCUACCCUCCUCAGGCAGGCGGCUACCCUCCUCAGGCAGGCGGCUACCCCCCAGCGGCAGGCGGCUACCCCCCAGCAGCAGGCGGCUAUCCCCCAGCAGCAGGCGGCUACCCUCCUGCAGCAGGCGGCUACCCCCCACAGGCCGGCGGCUACCCCCCACAGGCAGGCGGAUACCCACCUCAGGCUGGUGGUUAUCCUCCCGCUGCUGGCGGUUAUCCUCCUGCAGCAGGUGGUUACCCACCAGCAGCAGGGGGCUUCCCUCCCCAGUCCGGUGGUUACCCUGCCCCAGCCGGAGGCUUCCCUCCUCAGGCAGGAGGAUACCAACAGUCUGGAGCAGGAGGCUAUCCUUCCAUGCCACCAGCAGCUGGAGGUUGGGGUGCAGCACCAGGCGGUGGAGCGCCAGGAGGGGCUCAGCAGGGAUACCCAGGGGGUCCCGCCCCAGGCCAGUCCAUGCCAAAUUACCCUGGAGCCCCUGCGACUAACCCCUCAAUGCCUGGAUAUGGAAGUGGAGCUCCGUCCAACCCUCAGGCGCCUCCUAUUUCUAAAGGAUACAGGGGUUCUAUAAAAGACUUUCCAGGGGCUGAUCCACUGAGGGAUGUUGAGGUUCUCCGAAAAGCUAUGAAGGGUUUUGGCACUGAUGAAAGCGCCAUCAUCGAACUUUUGGGAAGUCGUACCAGCAAGCAGAGGGUUCCAAUGGUAGCAGCCUAUAAAACCACUUAUGGGAAGGAUUUGGUCCACGAUCUGAAGUCUGAGCUCACUGGAAACUUUGAGAAACUGGUUCUUGCUAUGGUGAAGAGCCCUGCUCACUUCGAUGCAUCUGAGUGCAGAGAGGCUAUAAAGGGCGCAGGAACUGAUGAAGCUUGUCUGAUUGAGAUUCUUUCAUCACGCUCCAAUGCAGAAAUUCAUGAAAUCACCAGAAUCUACAAAGCUGAGUACGGGAAGAGCCUGGAGGACGCCAUCAGCAGCGACACCUCGGGUCACUUCCGCAGACUCCUGGUCUCUCUCUGUCAGGGAAAUCGUGACGAAAGGCAGAAUGUAGACAUCUCCCUGGCCAAACAGGAUGCUCAGAAACUGUAUGCUGCAGGAGAAAAUAAAGUGGGAACUGAUGAGUCUCAGUUUAAUGCCAUCCUGUGUGCUCGCAGCAAGCCUCACCUCCGGGCAGUCUUCCAGGAGUACCAGCAGAUGUGUGGGAGGGACAUUGAGAAGAGCAUCUGCAGGGAAAUGUCUGGAAAUGUGGAGUCUGGCAUGGUGGCUGUGGUGAAAUGCAUCAGGAACACCCCUGCCUACUUUGCUGAAAGGCUGCACAAGGCCAUGCAGGGAGCUGGGACCAAGGACACAACCCUCAUCCGCAUCAUGGUGUCCCGCUCUGAGGUUGACAUGUUGGACAUCAGACAGUGUUAUGUGCAGACUUACGGAAAAUCACUGUACACUCACAUCUCAGGUGAUACCUCCGGGGAUUACAAGAAGCUGCUGCUGAAGCUGUGUGGAGGUAGCGACUAAAAGGAAAGACAACCCUCCAUGAGGACAAAAUAUAUGUCCACACUGAAAAGUUGUUAUAGGACCAUAUAUCACCUGUGAUGCAUGCAGUUAAUGUUAGUUACCUAUAACAACAGUCAAUCAUGAUUACUUUUUGUAUUCUCAUCAGUGACAUAAUAGUUUUGUUUUUGCGUCUGUACUGUGGUAGAUGAUUGACAAAUAUAUAUUGAUAGAAGGAAUUUUUAUUUUAGAGAUCCAGAAAUUGAUUGAAAUUCUAUAAAGAAAGAAAUUAACUAUAUUAUAGAAUAGUAUUUCAGAUGUCCAACAAACUGCUAAACUGUAAAGAAAACCUUAUUUGGAAGAAUGAUAGUAUUUCAGAAAAACUAAAGGUACACAACAAGGCGAGUGUCACUUUUAUCUAAUAUACAAAAUACAAAUACAAUGGAUUAUUUCUGUGUUCCUGGGGUAAAGUGUACCUCACUGCCAAGCAUUUCAACUGUGUACAAGUUAAUAUAUACAAAGGUGUGUGACUAUUAUGCAAGUUUAUAGCCAAUUAUGUACGACUGAACCUCACACAGUAUAGAUAUGAUCAUUUAAUGGUUGUUAAACUUGUCACAAUUCAUAUUCAGGUUAUUUUUGAAUGUAAGAAAUAAUUAUCAUGUAUAAUGGCAUCUCAUCUAUCUUUAAUGGGGAAAUACGGCCAUUUUCAAAAUUCAAACAUGUUGUUCCAAUGGUCUAAGAAAUUAUCUUAAUUGUAAACAAAAAGUCUCUCCCAAAUCUUAGUGCUAAAUUUUGUGAUGUCAUCAAGUAUAAAGUCAGGAGGUGCUCUGCAGGUAAUGGGUCUCAUGCAAGAACAUUUCCUUCCUCUUAUUUUAUUUUCAAACUCAAAAUCACUCUAAAGUUAUCAAAUCUAUAAGAUACAUCAGUGAAAACUUAAAAAUACAAGCCACUUAAGAACAAAUCUGUUCUUCCAAGUGGUUCAUGCAUGAAGAACUUAUUCACAAAUAUUGACUGAACUCUCUGAGGCCAUGAAACUAACAUAUUGGAUUUUUAGAUUUAGGUGGCAUUCCCCUUUAAAGUAUCCAUGUUAACUAACCAAAAUUGCACACCUGCUUGCAAGUCUAUGCAAAUUAGCUUUUCACUUUAUUGAUGUUGUUCUUGAAAUGUAAACCUUUCCAAUCAUUGUUCAACAUUUCCAGACAAUGUUGCCUUUUUUCCUGAAUGCUGCAAAAGCCAAAGCUUAAAGACGGAUCAUGCUGUGCCUUUUGUCAGGGCUGCUGUGGAAAAUCUUCAGAGGUAGUCGAUGUUUCACUGCGGUUUAUCUUACUAACAAUCUAUAAUCAUACUCGCCCAGCUGCAGAAAUGUAAUCCUUGCAUUGUUUAGUUGUCAAUGUUUUGUUUACUUUUUUUAUAGUGUCCUCUACUGGUCUGUAUGAUUUACUGCCAGUAGAGGGCUCUUGAUUCACAUGAUGUGUCAUUUGAGCUGAAUAUCUGUUGCACUAACUCUUCUUUGCAACCAUCUCUGUAACAUGAUGAGGGUUGGAAUUGAAUUAAUGCAUUUUUAGUUUUCUAACAUUUUGCUAUGUCUCCUGAGACUUGCAAUCAGCCACUACUCAUUUCAAUAAAAAAUAUAAUUUUGGCAUAUC